Cariama cristata (Red-legged seriema) is the source of this 2169-nucleotide messenger RNA. RefSeq names its product interleukin-6 receptor subunit beta-like. Gene Ontology annotation, molecular function: cytokine binding; cytokine receptor activity. The annotation marks the transcript as partial. The record is from RefSeq and is a predicted model, not a curated record. Gene Ontology annotation, cellular component: signaling receptor complex; membrane; external side of plasma membrane. The transcript is spliced from 9 exons. Gene Ontology annotation, biological process: cytokine-mediated signaling pathway. Lineage: Eukaryota; Metazoa; Chordata; Aves; Cariamiformes; Cariamidae.
AACCUUCUAAAGGACCAUCCAUAUGGAGGAUCAUUGAUGCGUCUCACUCACCAGCUUCCUGGACUGUGCGUCUGAUGUGGAAGGCAUUGGAGCCAUUUGAAGCCAAUGGAGUAGUCUUGCAGUAUGAAGUGACUGUCAGAGCUAAAUCAUCUCUCUCCAGUCCACCACAGAAAUACAAUGUUAAUACCACCAACCUUACGUUAAAACUGCAAAAUGGAACUUACGAAGUGACUGUGAUUGCCCAUAACAGAGUCGGGGCAUCUCCUCCAUCAGUUUUACUUAUCCCAGCGAGUAAUUCCAAAGCUCCUGUGAAGAAUGUUAGAACACUACCUAAAGAUGGCAAGUUGUGGAUAGGGUGGACUGCUCCUAACAGUUACGUUCUUAAAUACGUGAUCGAAUGGUGUCUGGUGUCCAGCAGCUCAGACUGCAUUAUAGAAUGGCAGAAUGAACCAGGAAAUGUUCAAGGAACAUACUUAAAAGGUGAUAUAAAGCCAUUCAAGUGUUACUUGAUAACUGUGUACCCUCUAUAUGCUGAUGGUCAGGGAAGUGGACAGUCUGUGAAGGCUUAUCUUUUGCAGGAUCGUCCUUCAAAAGGACCAACUGUUCAGACAAAAAAAGUAGGAAAAGCUGAAGCUGUUUUGACGUGGAACCAUCUCACAGUGGAUGAACAAAAUGGAUUUAUCAGAAGUUAUACCAUAUUUUACAAAACUAUCGAUGGAAAUGAAACAGCUGUGACAGUGGAUCCUUCCAAGACAGAGUAUACGCUUUCUUCUCUAACCAGUGACACACUGUAUACUGUGCGGAUGAUGGCAUACACAGAUGAAGGAGGCAGGAGUGGUCCUGAUUUUACAUUUACUACACAGAAGUUUGGGAAAGGAGAAAUUGAAGCCAUAGUUGUACCUGUGUGCCUAGCGUUCCUGUUGAUUGUGCUCCUUGGAGUUUUGUUUUGCUUCAACAAACGUGACUUAAUUAAAAAGCACAUCUGGCCUAUUGUCCCUGAUCCAUCCAAAAGUAACAUAGCUCAGUGGUCUCCUCAAGUUCCAGCUAAGCAUAACUUUAGUUCCAAAGAUCAGAUGUACCCAGAAGGCAGCUUUACAGAUGUAAGCGUCGUAGAAAUAGAAGCUGAUGACAAGAAGUCUUUUUCAGAGCAAGAUCUAAAACCCUUUGACUUGCUUAAAAAGGAAAAAAGUACUUCAGAAGGGCACAGCAGUGGUAUUGGAGGAUCCUCGUGCAUGUCUUCUCCUAGGCAAAGCGUAUCUGACAGCGACGAAGGUGAAACUACACAAAACACUUCAAGCACUGUACAGUAUUCAACUGUAGUACUUAAUGGCUACAGAGACCAAACACCUGUACAAGUCUUUUCAAGGUCUGAGUCCACUCAGCCACUGCUAGAUUCAGAAGAGAGAUCAGAGGAUCAUGCUGGAGGAGGUGACAGUACAACACAGGGGCAGCAGUAUUUCAAACAAAAUGGUGGUCAGGAUGAAACCAACACAGACAGGCCAUGCUUUGAAAGAACAAAGCAAAUUACUCCUGCUAAUGAGGGGGAUCUUGUUGGAUUUGUACAACUGCAGAUCUCAGGUCAGAGUUCACAGCCACUGGGCCUUGGGUUGGAAAAAAAUACCCAGGAAGCCGCACUGUCACAUGUUUUACAGACAAGUACUGAAGGACAAACUGUGAGACCUGAAACAGUGGAAAGAAAUCCACUGUCAGUUGAUGAAAUGCCAAAAAGUUACCUCCCACAGACUGUGAGACAAGGGGGCUAUAUGCCUCAGUGAGAGAAGAGACUGGCUCUGUUUAGGCCUUCGUUAGUGCCUGUUCACACUUUCUCCUGUGUUUCUGAUAAAUUAAGCUAGGUAUUUUUAUCUGAGUGCAGAUAGAAAUACUGAAAUUAAGCGAAGAGCAAUUUGACAAAGUACAGUAAGGACUGUUUUUGUGGAAAAUUUGCAGUCCAGACCUACCGGAGACUUACUUCUAUGCACUACAUAAAAUCUUAUGUCUGGAUAGCUUUGUGCUACCUUGGGUUUUUUGUGUCUUGCCAUAUCAGAUUUACACAUGAUUGAAAAUGGCAAGUUUCAAUUAAUCACAUGAGCCAAUAGACUUCCUAGAAGAAAUACUUUGAUUUGUGACAGUGUACAAGCCUAAAAAGCCAGCUUUAGUUGCUUGGAGCAU